UAUAUAUAUAUAUAUAUAUAUAGCUUGUUUCAAGAAAUGGCUUUUUCUGAUUGCAAGCGUCUUUUGUUGUUUUUGAUAAUUAUACAAUCACUACUAACUAACACUAGCUAACUAGCUAGCUAUACUAAAAAAAAGUUUUAAAACUUAGUUAGUUAGUGAGCACUUAACUUUCUUUGGAAAAGAAAAGUAAAAAUAACGAUGCUUUCUUGCAAAUUUUGCUGUCAAGUUUUUUCUACCACGAGUGCUCUGGAAUAUCACCAUCGAAAGUCUCAUCAAAAUGUCGUCAAUGUUGCAUUGUCAUCAUGUAUAAAUGGUAAGUCUGAUAAUGUUGUAAAGAUGAUUCGAAAUGAAGAUGGAUACUUUGUUUGUAAUUGCAAAAAACGAUAUAGGUUUCCCCAAAAAGUUAUGCAGCAUGUGAGACGGUGUCUUUGGUUUGGUGAACAGCUAGAAGAAAAACCAAAGGAAUCGACGAAAACCACCCAAAGUACCAACUGUUCUUAUAUGGAUCAUAUGAAUCAUAUGGAGGUGGUGAACGAUGAUGAAGAUGAUGAAGAAGAAGCUGAGGGUGACGAAUUAAGAUCUGCUGUUGUUGUUGUUAACGAUGAGGAUGAGGAUGAUGAUGAUGAUGAUGAUGAUGAUGAAGAUGACGAUGAACACUAUGGAACAAGGUCAAAGAAAACCAAAGUGGAUUCCCAAGCUUAUAAUGUCAACACGAAUGCGAUUAUGAACUCGACGCCAACGAAAACCUCCAAGAAAAUGAACAAUGAGAAUACUUUACCUCUUCAGAAUCUUUCUAAACUAAUCUUCAAUUUUAAUUCUACUGGUACUGCUACUCAUACUCAUACUCAUACUUCUAAUCACCUUGAGCCAUCUGCAAGAAAAACUGCAUCUUCUGUUGCGAGGAUUGAUGUUGAAAGUGAUGAUGACAACGGUACUAAUGUCGGCGGUAUUGGUAUUGGAGAAAAAAAUAUUUGGCAAGUUACCCAAGACGAUCGUUCCUGCUCCAAACAAUCACCUUUUUACCAUAUAAACCAAAAGUUAGCUACCUAUGGUUUGCAAAUUUUGUCGAUACGAGCUUUAUCUUGCGUGGAAUGUGGGUGCCUUUUGGAUAUGGAGUAUUUGAAGCGACAUAUGCAAAGAUUUCACAAACUUCACAUUGAACGCGCUGAUGAUCUGUGUAGAGAGCUGAAUGAUUGGAAGCUGUUGAGUCCGUCAAUAGUUUCCAACUGCCGCUCUUCCCAAUGUGAUUUAUAUCCGCACAUAGCAGGAUUACCAGUUCUAUUGAAUGGAUACGAGUGUGUAAUUUGUUAUGACAAUGGAGGAGGCUAUGUACAUGGAAAUCUUGAUACGUUUUAUCAUCAUAUACGACGACAUCAUGGAAAAACAUUGAGUAUGAAAGAUUGUACACGACGCGUAUCGCUGCAAUCGGUAAAGAACAAAAGCGUUCAGAGACAUCAGUUUUUCAAGGUGGAUUUUGCUCCUGUGGUGGGGGAAGAUGGACAGAAUACCAUGGAUUGGAUGAUAGAUUUAUGGUUUGAGAAAUACAUGAACCGUGAUUCUAACGCUAACGCUAAUGACAACGGUGAUGACGGCCUCAAGGAUGGAGGAAAUGAUAAUGAAAAUUACAACGAAGAUUAUUACAAUGAAAAUGACGACGUCGAGGAUACGGUGAAUGCACGCGAAAAAAGUCUAAUUAACCAACAACUUGGAUGGGGAGCGAUUGUCAAGUCACUGGGCAAUGACUGGAAACAAUUGAUCCGUUUUCAAUACGUGGAUGGAACGCUAAACUCGGAAACUAUUCUAGAAGAAUUGAUUCGUUAUUACUACCGGGGAUUUCAAUACUUGGAUUGGAUGAUGACUGGCACGAAAAAGAUGUUUACGGAAGGUGGAAACUAUAGUGCUCAAGAGCGUGGAUUAAGUAAAUUAGAACAAAAGGGUACAGUCAUUAGAUAUUCGCAAAGAGUAGCCCAAUAUUUGGUGUUUUUAUUGCGACGACCUGGAAGUGAGACCAUUCGCGGACAUUUGGAAAGGAUGUGUAGCAUUGUUGCUGAAGUCAAAGCCGGAAAAAGGAAAAAGGAGCAGCAAGUGGAAAACGACGACAAUGCUCAAGUUGAACGCGGAGAAGCAGAAACCCAAGAAACAGAAGCAGAAGCAGAAGCUAGUGCAGCUAUUGCUAUUGCUGAUGUCGCUAAUGGUAAUAGUUAUUAUGUUGAGGAUGACCUUGAUGGAGAUGGCGGCGACGUUUGUAUGGACAAAGAAGCUCUGCGAGAGCAAAUAUUGGAUGAAACUGAGGAAGCUGAACGUGAACGUGAAUGUGCUUUGCAGAUGAAGAGAGAGCAAGAGGAGGAAAAGCGUCAGCAGAAUGAAAAUGAGGAUGAGAAUGAAAGUGCUGCUGCUGGUACUGCUGACGACGACGGCGACAAUGUUUACGAUGAAGAAAAGAAAAGCGAAAAGCAAGAUAGAAAGGGUUUUUACUUUCAAAAGGAUGCUGCAUACUCUGAAUUACAUGAAGCAUUAAAGCUAGCUUUUCUGCAGCAGUAUGAAUUUUCCCAGAAUGUUCGAAACACGGAAAUAGUCAAGUUCUUGGCAUGCUUGUCUUUGCGUGGUGACGGGACCUCCAAGUAUGCGUUUGAGAUCUCGUCGUUCUUUGCCCCACUUAUUUAUACGUGUCGUUUGGUUGCUGUGUGUGAAUUGCAACGGCUGGUCGAUGAAGGACGAAUCACUUUAUCGUCGAUACCAGAGUUUCAUAUGGCGGGUUCUUUUGCAUAUACCCAUGUUUUUCGCUUUAUUUCACUGGGAAAAAGGAAUUUAUACGAUGUUUUAUACGAAACGCAGAAAGUUGUUCGUGAUGUGACCAGAACAGAAGGAUAUGCGAAUGUUUUGCAAGGUUUGAGCCCAACCACGGUGUUGUUUCAACCCUCCAACAAUUCCAAGUACCCUUAUAUUGGAAGCCAUAUAAACAAUAUGGUUGUCUUUGACAUAAACGAUCUGCAUGAACUGUAUGAGACUAUGUUUGCAAAACUCCAGUUGGCUUUUGAAGAGCUGUGUUUUGGUGUGGAUGUGGAAAAGCUUUUGCCAAGUUCUCUGAUACAAUCGAUAGGUGAUGAUAUCAACAACAGCAGGCUUGGGUAUUCAUUUUUUAAAGAGUCAAUGGAUAUUCGAAUGAGCAAAACUGUGUUGUUGCGAACUGUAUUUAAGAAUGAUGAACUUCGACAUCGAUUUUUACCAGCCGUAUCCAGGGAUGAUUUGUACAAUUUUAUUGCAGAAUUGUUGAAGACGAAAACGAAAACGAAGACCAAGACCAAGACGAAGACCAAGAAGGCAAAGAAGACAAAAUUGGAAGUGAACAAAGUUAAUGCUACAGAUGAAACAAGCCAAGAAGAAGAAGAAGACGAAGACGAAGACGAAGACGACGACGAUGACGACGACAACAAUGAAGAAGAUUCGACGAAGCCAAAGCCAAAGCCACACUUGUCAUCAUUGGCAGAUUUUGAUGAGGUUUUCUUGAAGGAUUUACGGUGGUCAAAAGCUGCUGUUGUGAAUUAUGAAAUGAAGGCGACGAAAUUGAAUGAGUUGUUGUUUUGUUUGGUCUAUAUCUCUGCAGGGCAGCCAGCGAGAGCUCAAGAGAUGGUAUACUGGACGUUGAAGAAUUCAAAGCACAAGUCGCGAGAGCUAUAUUUGAUGUUUGGAAGAUUAAUGAUUUAUAGCCGGUAUGAUAAGACACGAAACAUGAAGUUUGCAGAAAAGCCGAUUCCUCGAUUUCUGCCUGAGGCUCUGUCUAAUUUGGCACUUCGAUACUAUGCUCUAGUACGACCUUUUCAGGCUUUCUUGAGUUAUAUGAUGACGGGGGACAGGAAAGCAGCUUCCGUGUAUACGAAUGCGAUGUUUGUUGUGAAUGGUGGGAAACGCUUGGAAAGUAAUAUGCCGUAUCGAAUAUUUCCGAAAGUAACACAUGAUUGCAUUCGAAAAGCUUUAGGUUUCCGAAAUUAUCGACAUAUUGCUCAUUACUUUAAAGAAAAAAACUUGGAGGAGAACGACUUGAGCAGAAAUUCGUAUUUCGAUCUACAGGCUGGACAUACUCGGAGCACGGCGCUUCUUAUCUAUGGACGUACGAUGGAUAAUUUGCAUUACUUGCCCGCAGACUAUUUCGCCAACUUUUUUCGAGCAAGUUUUAAAUGGCAAGAGUUAUUACAAAUCAAAGAGAAUUCCACUCAUGGACUGCUGGUGGAGCCGGGUAACCCUAUUAUCAAAAGGAUUGACCAACUUGAGGAACGAAUGUAUUAUGUAUAUAGUGGAGAAUUUGCCAAAUUGGAAAACAAAUUGGGAUUACAAGCAAAGUGUUUGCCAUCAUCGACGACAACGACGAAAGCAAGACUUCAAGUUGAAGAAGACGAAGAAGACGAAGGAGACGAAGGAGACGAAGGAGAAAAAGGAGAAGAAGAUGAUGAUUAUGAUAAUGAUGUUGCCUCUAGUGGAUAUAAACGUAAACGUGGAUUUGGAGCUGCAGCUGCAGUUCCAGCUCCAGCUGCAGCAGGACGUGUUACAAAGUCUACAAAUCUUGUGGCUACUAGUAUUCCGAAAACGACUGAAAAGCUGUGGACAGAUUACAAUAUUGGUUGCGCUUACCCUUCGCAAUUACUUGUACAACUUUGUUGUUGGGCAUUGUCGCAAUUUUGUGGAGUGGGUGCAAAGUUUCGAUCUAUGAAACAGUUUCAAUCAGUCUUAUUUUCCAUACAAGGUCGGGUAAAUUUGAUUACUGUACUUCCGACUGCAUCGGGUAAGUCAUUUUCGUUUUUAUUACCAGCGUUGGUUGAUAAAAAAGUUCGACCAGGCAUGACCACGCUUGUUCUAGUGCCUGUUAUGUCUUUAAGGGAAGAUUUGAUGCAAAGAGUGAAUCGAGCAGGACAACUUGUAUGUUGUAGUAGCUGGACACAAUACCGAAACCAACAGGUCACUCCGUCUUUAAAACUUCCAGACCUCUUUAUUCUUACGUACGAGUCGGCGUUAUCGAAUUCAGGGCUAGCAUUUUUUGAAAGUCUUGGGGUUGCUGGGCGCUUAGCUCGCGUGGUGGUGGAUGAAGCACAUAGUCUGUUGACGGAUACGACUUGGAGGUGUACUUUGCUAAAGGCGUCGAGAUUGUCGGGUUUGUUUGCACCGAUUCAUCUCUUAAGCGGAACGUUUCCACGAAAAUUGGAGUCAUGUGCCAGGCAAACUUUUUGUGCCACGUUUAAUGUUUUAAGAGAUGUGUCGACAGCGCGAGAGAAUAUUUUCUACUUUUUACGUCCGUUAGUGGCAAAUGAGUUUUUGCAGGACUUGCACACUCUGAUGAAAAGAGCUGAUGUUUACGAAGGUGAUGGUCGUGUCAUUAUUUUUUGCCAAAAGAAGAGUACUGUGGAUUACCUGCAACGAAAGAUUCAACGGUCAGACAUUUUCCGUCGCACAGGCGUUACAAUUUACACAGGAGAUUUAGAGGAAGAGGAACGAAGGAACUCUUUUGAAAAGUUUCGAAACCCGAAUGGUAAGACUAGAAUCAUGGUGGCUACAAAGGCGUUUGGAGUUGGAAUCAACUAUGGUGGAGUUCGUCUGGUAGUUCAUUAUGGAUCGCCGACGUCUUGUAUAGAGUACGCUCAGGAGACUGGACGAGCGGGAAGAGAUGGUAAGUAUGCUAUCGCGGCUCUCUUUUAUGAAUAUCACGAUUCUAUGUGGUCUGAGCAUGUCGAGGAUACGAUGAAGAAUUUUUUAAAAGAUGAUACGUUGUGUGUUCGAUCGUUUCUGGGAAGUGAGAUGGAUAGCGAGUGUGUUUGCUGCCCUGCGUUUGGGAAUUGUGUUUACUGUUCUCGUUGCUCAGAAGGGUUUCUUAGUGAGCCAGCUAUUUCAGGCAUUCAUGGGAAAGGAACAAAUGUGGCUGAUGAUGAUGAUGAUGAUGGUAAAGUUGCGGCCGCUGUCUCGUAUACAGAUGAAAACAGUCGGGUUUCAAAUUGCGCUUGGUUGAAGACGUCGACGCCAAAAUCAACAGGAGAUGGACGCUACUAUAAUUCUUCUCGUUCUUUAGAAGAGAUGGAGGAUGUGGUAACCCCGAAGCUUUCUUCUUCUUCUUCUGCUUCUUCUACGAAUCUCAUUUCGGGACUUUCUAAUGAUUUUUGUUUUAGGGGCUCAAAGACCAAAGGCCGCCACGGUAGAACAGCGGAGGAUUCUUUAAAAAGCGGUACUUCUACUAGUAGUACUCCACUAUUGGGUGGUGAUCUAUCUGGGACAACACUGGUGACACCGAACAGCUCGUCUUCCCCUAUUACUAUUUCGCCGACGUUGAAGAAAAGUUAUCACGUUUCAGGUAGACUAGCCACCGAUGAAGAACUUGAGAAAGGUGGUUUACGUAAAGCCAGUGUUUACGAUACACAUUCACCAUAUUUGUCGUUUAAGAACCGUAUGGCUGCAUAUGAUUAUGAUUCACCCGUUAGCCCCGUUAGAAGCACUGUGAUUAGAAGGAAUGAUGAUGAUGAUGAUGAUGAUGAGUAUCAACAACAACAGCUACAACAGAAACAGAAACAAAAGCAACAACAAUUGCAACAGCAACAGCAGCAACAACAAUUGCAGCAUAGUAGAAUGUUGGAAUACGGGAACCGUGUUGAAGGCAUCAAAGGACAAUGGGCAAAGACACUUGACAAGUCAACGUCAGUUGAACGAUUCUUCAACGAAUGUAAAGACGUAUGUUUGUUUUGUCUUAUUAUGGACCGCAAUUCAAAUUUCGUAGUUCAUGAGAACGGCAAGUGCCCCAUCGACUUGGGUACCUGUUUUAAGUGCCGGAAAUCGAAUCACUACAAAGACAAGUGUACAAUGGACGUUACGUUUCGGGGACUUUGUCUUUGGUGUGGAUUAACAAAGUUUGAACAUGAUGUUGCUGAUAUGGGCUACAGCCCACAAUGUUGUUCUUGGGCGAGGAGACGGUUGAUACCGGUUACUUAUUUGGCUUGGAACAGUUCGCGGUACAAGAAUUUAAUCGCAAAUGAGUUUUUCGAUGGGGAUACUCGUGACAAAACUUUUUAUGAGUUUGUCUGUAAUUCUAGCACGAGAAACUCUGGAUUUGUUCUUGUGAUUAGAUAUAUUUUGAGUGAUCUUAUGCGUCUCUUUUAACUAGCUAACGAAGUAACCAACUAACCAAAAGAAUUGGAGAAUGGAAAAGGAGAAAAGAGAAGAAGAAGAAGAAGAAGAAGAAUAUAAUGAUUCUUCAAGGGUCGUUGCCUCUGUGUCCCGGGGACGGCGAUGGCACAAGAAAGAAAAAACAAGAGUAGGUGUAUCUCUACACCUGUGUGCAUGUGUUGUGUGUGUGUGUUUGCGAGAGCGAUAUAGAUGAUGAAAGGAUAGAUGGACGUUUAAAACGUGUCUGUUGUUUUGCUACGGUUCAGCAAGACGACGUUAAAACUGAAGAGUUGGUGGUUGUUUGUCUGGUGAAACAGAAAGAACAAUGCACAUUCUAAAGACAGACAUUAACUGAUUGUAAAUGGAUAAAACAGCAUCAAAACGUUUGGUACGGUUUAUCAAACGUGCUUUCGAACUUGAACUUGAACUAGAACUUGAACUUUGUGUGAUUUCAAAUGUCUUGAAAUUUUAAACUCUUGAAACUUUUGCAGAUAAUUCAAUUUAUUUUCAAACGGAUCGUCUAUUUAUAUAAAUAUGUAUUAUAUAUCUUGGUUCUUUGAAAAGAUUUUCGUUGAAAGAAAAGAAUAGCAAAGAAAUAAUAAUAAAUGAAA
Messenger RNA from Schizosaccharomyces cryophilus OY26, 7748 nucleotides. RefSeq lists its product as uncharacterized. The coding region runs from base 199 to 7131 and encodes 2310 amino acids. Gene Ontology annotation, cellular component: chromosome; cytoplasm; RecQ family helicase-topoisomerase III complex. The record is from RefSeq and is a predicted model, not a curated record. Lineage: Eukaryota; Fungi; Ascomycota; Schizosaccharomycetes; Schizosaccharomycetales; Schizosaccharomycetaceae. The transcript has a single exon. Gene Ontology annotation, biological process: double-strand break repair via homologous recombination. Gene Ontology annotation, molecular function: ATP binding; nucleic acid binding; 3'-5' DNA helicase activity.